CAACCAUGGACGUCGAAGAUGAGAAAAAGACCCCGAUCGAGGUGAAUGACAGCAACUCACCCCCACGGAAGAGCAGCCUGAGCCACGAUGAAGGCGCCACUCUCGAGGUGUUGGGCUACAAGCAGGAACUGCAGCGCAAUCGUUCCAUGUUCACUCUCUUAUUCCAGAGCUUGGCCAUCGCUGCAAUCCCCUACGGAGAAGGCUCUCCUCUCAUAUCGGCAAUCUAUGGUGGUGGACAAUUAUCCAUUUUCGUGGGCUGGCUGGUGGUCCUCGUUCUGGAUCAAUGUGUCGCUGUUUCACUGGCAGAGCUGGCUUCGAGGUGGCCGACUUCAGGAGGACCGCAGUACUGGGCUUUCCAAGUAGCUCCUCGGUACAAGACGGUGUUCGCAUACGUCACGGGAUGGGUAUGGCUGAUUGGAAACUGGACAAUCACACUGUCAGUCAACUUCGGAUUCGCAUCCCUCGUUUCGGGAACCAUCGCCAUGUAUCAUCCGGACUUUGUCCUGAACGACUGGCAACUCCUCCUGGUGUUUUAUGCCAUCACGCUGUCGACAUUCGUCAUUUGCGCCUUCUUCAACCGCUAUCUGCCCAUGGUCGACACCAUUUGUGCUGGAUUCACUGCCGUCUCCAUCCUGGUCAUCCUGAUUGCACUCUCGGUGAAGGCUGAUGCCGGUCGAAACUCUGCAGCGGUAGCAUUGGGCAACUACGAUACAUCCUUCAGUGGCUGGGGAGGUUUCACCUUCUUCAUCGGUCUGCUACCCGCCGCCUAUACUUUCAGCGCCAUCGGCAUGAUCUCGUCCAUGGCCGAGGAGUGUGCGGAUCCCACAGUCAAAGUCCCCAAAGCCAUCAGCUUGUGCAUUCCUGUUGGUGGUUUCUGGGGUCUCCUCUUCAUUCUGCCCAUCUGUUUUACGAUGCCCGCAUUGGAAGACAUCAUCGAAUCCCCAGCUGGACAAGCAUUACCCUACAUUUUCCACCGAGUGAUGGGCAGCCCCGGCGGCGGUCUGGCUCUCAUAUUCUUGGUCAUGGUCAUUACAGUCUUCUGCUCCAUCAGCAUCACCGUCGCGGCCUCUCGCACGACCUGGGCAUUUGCACGAGAUGAUGCCAUUCCAGGAGCAAAAAUAUGGGCCAAAGUUCAUCCUGGCCUCGGUGUGCCUGUCUGGUCACUCGUUCUCGUCACCAUCGUGCAAAUGCUGCUCGGCCUGAUCAAUCUGGGAAGUACCUCGGCGUUCACGGCAUUUGUGUCCGUUGGCGUCCAGGCUCUGGCCUUGAGCUACGCUAUACCGAUCGCAAUCAGCCUCUGGGAAGGGCGCAGGGAGGUUGACAAAGCACGUUGGCGUAUGCCCCAUGUGGUUGGACUAGCAUGCAACACGCUUGCUCUGGUCUGGAUCGCUUUCGAGCUUGUGCUAUUCAGUAUGCCUACAGCAUUACCUGUCACAGCAGCAAGUAUGAACUACGCAAGUGUGGUCUUGGUCAGCUUUGGUGUCUUUGCUGCUUUGUGGUACGCGGUCCACUCGAGGAACAGCUACACUGGCCCACCUGCUAGCGAGGGUCUUUGAGAGUAGAUCAAUGAGGUUCGUUCAGUUUCAACUUCUCGGAUAGUGAAGAUGGCUGGCACAUUGUCAUAGAGCAUGAUGUAUGCAAGCACGGC
Molecule: messenger RNA, 1648 nt
Organism: Sphaerulina musiva SO2202
Lineage: Eukaryota; Fungi; Ascomycota; Dothideomycetes; Mycosphaerellales; Mycosphaerellaceae
Product: amino acid transporter
Exons: 3
Coding region: 6-1556 (516 amino acids)
Biological process (GO): transmembrane transport
Cellular component (GO): membrane
Molecular function (GO): transmembrane transporter activity
Source: RefSeq, a predicted model, not a curated record